CUCUGCUUGGCCAAGCUCCUUACCUAUCUCUGGGUUUGACUUGCACUUUCUUCACAGACCCUUCUCCUCUGAGGGGAAAAAAAGUCUAUUGUAAUGGACCUUUGGUUGGCUGCUCCACCCAUUUCUCCAGUGUUUCCUCACCAAGCAGACUGUUCCUCUCCUUCUUGCAGGCAUUAUGGAUGGAUAGCACGUACCAGAUGAAAUAUGAAACAGCAGAUUUGAAGACUGAGCAAAGGAACUUGGCUGCCCCAACCCAACUCACCUUAACUUAGCCUCACAGAACCCAGUUAAAAGCCCUAGCCUUCCUGCACUUGCUACAUCUCGUUGAUCCUAGAACUUCUUCAAUUCCAGCUACAAUGUUGUAUCAAGUACUUUGCAGAUUUGGUGGAAAGCUGAUACGCAGACGUACACUGGAAAAAGAAGUCCCUGAGUUUAAAUUUGUCAGAAGCCUGAAUACUCUGGACUUAGUGGCCCUGAGUGUGGGCAGCACAGUGGGUGCAGGUAUGUAUGUUCUGGCUGGUGAGGUAGCCAGCAAUCAAGCAGGACCAUCCAUCAUGAUCUGCUUCUUAGUGGCUGGACUAUCUUCUCUAUUGGCUGGCCUGUGCUAUGCUGAGUUUAGUGCUCGGGUUCCCCAUCCUGGAUCUGCAUAUCUCUACACCUUUGUCACUAUAGGUGAAUUCUGGGCUUUCAUCCCUGGCUGGAACCUCAUCCUCUCCUGUGUGGUUGAUGUAGUCAUUCUGAUCCAAGUCUGGGCCUUAGCUUUUGACAACCUGAUUGGGAACAGUAUCUCUCAGACCCUGCAUGAGAGCGUCUCACAGAGUGUUUCCCAAGUCCUUGGAGACAAGCUAGGCUACUUUUCUGUGGUCCUUCUGUUGUUUGUCAUAGAAAUUCAACAGUUGAGUAAUCGUGGAUACUUCAUGGUUGCCAAAGUGAUGACAUUGGUGAAACUUUUGCUUCUCAGUUUUGUCAUCAUCUCUGGCUUCAUUAAGGGGGACCUGCACAACUGGAAUCUCACAGAAGAGGACUAUGCAAAGGCUGGACUCAAUGAUACCUCUGGCUUGGGCCCUCUGGGCUCUGGAGGAUUUGUGCCUUUUGGCUUCCAGGGGAUUCUCCAUGGAUCAGCUACCUGUUUCUAUGCAUUUAUAGGUUUCAGCAUUAUUGUUACCAGAAUCAAGGAAACCCAGAAUCCCCAGCAUUCCAUCCCAAUGGGCAUUGUGAUUUCACUGUUCCUCUGCUUUUUGGUGUAUUUUGGUGUCUCUGCAGCACUUACACUUAUGGUGCCUUACUACCACCUUCAACCUGGGAGCACCUUGCCUGAGGCAUUUCUUCAUAUUGGCUGGACCCCUGCUUACCAUGUUGUAGCUUUUGGAUUUCUUUGUAGUUUUUCUGGCAUCUUCUGGGGCCCUAUAUUCCACAUACGUCUGGUAAUAUACAUGAUGGCACAGGAUGGCCUCCUGUUCCCUGUCCUUGCCAAGAUCCAUACUGGCACAUAUACCUCCACUGUGGUCACUGUGGUUUUUGGUGUUAUUCAAGCAAUCAUGGCGUUUUUCUUUAGAGUCACUGAUCUUAUGGACUUCAGUUCAGUUGGAACCCUGAUAUCUUAUUCCCUGGUAGCUUUUUGUGUUCUCAUUGUCAGGUAUCAGCCUGAUAGAAGGAAUGAGGAAAAUGAAGCAGAGGCACAGCAGCAGAAUUUACCUGCAGCAGAGACCCUGACUCUACAGGGACUACUUUUUCCAGGCAGCUCCACCCCCACUCCGCUCUCUGGCCGGGUUGUCUAUGUUUGCUCCUCACUGCUUGUUCUGCUGCUCAUUCUUCUGUGUCUGGUGCUGGCCCAGUGGCCAGUUCUGCUUUCUGGAGACCCAGUGUGGAUUUCAGUGGUUGUGGUGCUCGUGGUGCUCAUCACUGGGAUCACUGGGGUCAUCUGGAGACAGCCACAGAACUCCAGUCCCCUUCACUUUAAGGUCCCUGCUCUGCCUGUCCUCCCACUACUGAGCAUCUUUGUGAAUGUCUGCCUUAUUAUGCAGAUGUCAGCUGACACCUGGGCCAGAUUUGGUGUCUGGAUGCUGAUUGGGUUUGCUGUCUACAUCGCCUAUGGGAUUCAGCACAGCCUGGUCACUUAACCUCGCUUAAGGGCCAAAACUGUAGAUGUAGAACUGAGCAGUGCCAGUACAUAUUUGUUUUGACACCACCACACCUGAAUGUGAUCUGGUCCCCUGCACAAUAAUGCAGAGUACUCUUAGCACGUGGAAAGCUAGGGUUCUAUGGUAUAUUGGUGAGGGAAUACUAAUGGAGCUCUGUAUUUAUGAUGGGAUGAAGGAUGUAUCUUUGCUAUUUCUCCUUUUUUUUAACCUGUCUACUUUUCAAUUGUGUCUAUAGCUGCUUACUGGCUUUGUAAAAUUAUUAUUAAAGGGAACUUGGGAAAGCGUU
Leopardus geoffroyi (Geoffroy's cat) is the source of this 2427-nucleotide messenger RNA. Its product is annotated as cationic amino acid transporter 3-like. The transcript is spliced from 3 exons. Gene Ontology annotation, biological process: amino acid transport; transmembrane transport. Gene Ontology annotation, cellular component: plasma membrane. The record is from RefSeq and is a predicted model, not a curated record. Gene Ontology annotation, molecular function: amino acid transmembrane transporter activity. Lineage: Eukaryota; Metazoa; Chordata; Mammalia; Carnivora; Felidae. Bases 357 to 2120 code for a protein of 587 amino acids.